AAUGAGUUUGUGGAUUUCAUCAUCUACAUAAUGUAAUAUCACUCAUAGAUUCAGAGUGUGUGGAGAAAUGUAGAGAUUAAAGAAACAAGGACAAAAACCAGGCUGGAUUGACAUUAAAAACAGACAUGACGCUGGAGUGGAAACCACUGCAAGGACUCAAAAUCACUUUCAAAACACACUUUCUGUAAACAUAGUUGGUCAAAGCAUCCACAGGUUAAAUCUGGACCAUGCAAACAGGAAGCCAGAAUAAAUAUAUGCUCCAGAAACACCUGCAGCUUCUCUGGGCCUGAGCUCAAUCUUUUUUGGAAAUCACAGAUGCCUUCUCGGGGCGGCACAGUGGUGUAGUGGUUAGCAAUGUCGCCUCACAGCAAGAAGGGGUUUGAAUCCGGGUCAGGGCGUUUCUGUGUGGAGUUUGCAUGUUCUCCCUGUGUCUGUGUGGGUAUACUCCGGGUACUCCGGUUUCUUCCCACAUCCCAAAAACAUGCAGAAGUGGGGUAAGGUUAACUGGCCACUCUCAAAUUUCCCGUAGGUGUGAAUGACAGCGUGGAUGGUUGUUUGUCUCUAUAUGUCAGCCCUGCAAUAACUGGCGACUUGUCCAGGGUGUGCCCUGCCUUCGCCCAAAGAUGCUGGGAUAGGCUCCAGCCCCCCCACAACCCCGGGAACGGGAAUAAGCGGUACAAUAUGGAUGGAUGGAUGGAUGGAUGGAUGGAUGGAUGGAUGGAUGCCUUGUCCUCUGUACUAAAGAGGGACCUCCAGGCUUGUAUCAGCGCACCAUCCAAGGUGCAUAAGUGGCCAUGACAUGGAUGUCUUGCACAUCUACAAGGGCAUUUUCAAACACCAUAAGCAGAUACUACCAUCCAAGUGUCUCAUUCAGGAAAGACUUGUAUUUUUCAGCAAAACGACGCCAAACCACAAGGCAGCUGCAUGGCUCUGUAGUAGAAGUGUACCUGUUGUGCCAAUUUUUCAAAGCAACACAAAAUUUGGUAUGAUUUGGUCCAUCAUGAAACAAAAAAAUACAAAAUCAGAGACCCUGAAGUGUUGAGCAGCUAAAAUCCUAUAAAAGGCAUGAAUAAGAUAACAGUGGGUAAAAAAGAGGGCAGCUCAACACAAUGGCACAUGAACUAUUUUGGGGGUAUUAGGGCCGUACACUAAAAUACUUAAAGUUACAUUGUCAGCUUCAAUGUCAUCAAGAGAAACCAAUUAUAGCCAUAACUGUACUUGUGCUGCACUUGCAAGCCUGUACAAGUUUAAUAGCUGCAGCACCUAUAACAGCUUUAAUGCCAUACAUCACCAUCAAUUAUUGAGUGUUCAGCUGGCCCUCUCAUCUUAAAUGCAGCAGUAGCCAUUCUUGCAGGAUCAUCAUUUAAGUAAUAUGGGGCUUAAGCAGAUAACUUUUAGUGGUAUUUUAGUCUCAACAUUACCUGCAGACAGGCCCACAGAUUUGGUCCUCCGGCUCCACAUGAUUGGCAGGUUCCCUACAGGAAGAUUAGGACAACAUAAGGAGAAGGAUCAUGAUAAAAUACUGCAUAUACAAUGGCACUUAGGUUCCCUCAGAAAGGGCUGUAACAAAGCUUUACUCCAGUUAUCGUGGUUAAAACUGCAAAUAUGGAUUGAUGCAGUUAACAUUCACAGUGGCAUGUACACUCAUCAACAUGGACUGGGCAUCUCUGACAUUGUGAAUAACAUUGGUAGUGAAUGAAUGACACCCACCUUGGAUUUCUGAAGGAGGUCCUCCUUGGUUACCUCUCCUAUGGAGUCCAGGUGAGGACAAAUGUCUUGCUCAGCCAUAGCUACUCACUUUAUCUUCAGGUUGACGUCUGCUUAUUUGACAGUGAUAAGAAAGCUGUGGUGAUUUAGGUGUUACAGCUGAGCUAGCCCUGUCUGAACACAAACAGACAUGCGAUCUGCAGCCAUAGAAACUGACGCACCUUGCCUCUGACAGUCAGAUUACACGUACAGCUGUAGUAAUGCUCAGGCCACUUUUUCACAAUGACAGCCCAUAUUUACCUCCAUUAUCUGACAGCUCUGCAAAAGGAAAAGGCCUUAUGUUUACCAACCAAAGCUCAGAGAUCAUCUCCUGGCUGCAACGAUGACAACAUCUGUUAUAAUUGGUUUGUAUUUACCAAAGCGAGCAGCUGCCACGUUGAUAAUCUCUAUUUUCACGCACCGGGUCAACAAUCCAUGCUGGAUGUGGAGAGAGACCGUGAUAGAGCAAAAAUAUCAAGGUGCCGAGCCGAGAGACGCGAUCCCCCGGCCCACCAUCCCCAAACAACUCCGCCCCCUCCCAUCCAGAGUCUGCACGGUCCUUUACGUCAUGACGUAGAACUGCAGAAGGCGGAGACAGAAGAGGGACGUCAGCACGACGCUCGUAAAUUUACCGUUAGAUUUUACAGAUAUUCUUAUGAAGUAUUACUUAUUUGCAAAAAUGUUCUCCUGUUAUUACUUAAGUAACUUUAUCUGACUUUUAACCUAAAUAAAUAUAAAACAUUAAGCACUGUUAAGAGGCGACGUAUGAGCGUGCAUCAGUUUAAUGAACCCCCCAGAUACUUAAGGACAAGUGUUCCGCCUCUCCAUACAUUAUGAGAACAUGGAUUAAAGUGAACGAAACAAAAAUUAUCCUUUGUAUUUUUUAUGAUUAUUUUUUUUUUUUACAUUGCCUUUAUUACAUACCUAAGGGUCUCAAAUUACCCCAAGAUAAAUCAUCUCUCUUGUUCAAUAAGUGUAUCUUUUAACUCUUAAAUUCAGUUUGGUCAAACUGGGAAAUACAACUUUACCUAGUUUUCUUACUGAUGUGAAAAAAGGGAUCCGGCCAGACUAAUAGGUUCUCUGAGAAUAUAGUCAGACCACUUUUUUGGCAUUCUAUAUUAUCAAGACAGUUAUGUUUACACUCAUUCUGUUGGUUUGCAAGGAUGCACAACAUCUUAAAAUAUGUGCAGAUACACUAGUUACAGACAAAACUAUGAUUGCCUUGAUGUAGUGAUCCAGAAUAUUAAAAAUUGCUCAUCUUACCCCACUUUCCCCUGCCUGUUUCAUGGGCAACUAUGUUGUUUGCGUAGAUCCAACAUAUAGCAUAUAUCUGUCAAGCCAUUUAAGCUCCUCUGAGAAUUUUUUUUUAGAUACUUACGAAAUAGAUUGAAAUUCAUACCGAUGCCUUUAUACAUAACAUAACAUACAAAAGCAAACAAGACCAUCAGUGUUGAGAUGAAGACUGUUUGGAGAAAAAGAUGCUGAAAGUUUUAUUAAGUUUUAUGAACUACAUUGCAAGUAGGGGAUUUGACCUCAUGUUGUAGCUCAUAGAUAUCACCAUUGAUGUAUAAAACAAAUUUAAAAUGAUCUUUUUUUGUCUAACCACAAUUCUAAUAAAACUUAGGACCGACUAAAUUCACUUUCAAGAGUUUUUUUGUUUUUUUGUUUUUUUUUAAAUAAAUGUCUAACCCCUUCACCCAUGUGCUUCUAACCUUCACAGACUCCAUGAAUUGAUGCCCAUCUCCUGAAUAUUUGGUCACACGAUCAAUUUCUUUUACCGUUUCCAAGCAACAGGGGGUGGCUCAAUUUACCCCACUAUUCCCUACAAUUUACUGUGGGCCGACAUUAUUAUUUUGUAGUACCGUAACUAUUUUAACUAUUAAACUGUUAUAUGCCAUCCCAUAUGACCUAUGUGACUCACUGUGAAAACACGUUACGGGAUUUUUUGUUUUUACAUUUAAAUAUGUAUAAAGACAGUAAAAUCUUCCGCUCUCUGACUGAGUGCUGCGUACACGCCAAACAAAACCAGGCAGAGUUUCAGCGUUAUUACACGGAUCCAGAAUCAGAAGUCUUAUUCCUCAAAUUAGUAAUCUCAACCUGACGAGUUUGUUCAAUCUGACUUCAGAUCAGCCUCUUCCAGUCCACGUACCCACAGAGCAAACCUCGCGGUAUUUAGCUUACCCAGAAUCCCUCUGCCUUCCUUUCUGCCUGAACCGACAUGGUGGGUACAUAGCUUUCCAUUCUGAGAAAUCUGAAGAACUGUUGUAUCUAUCUUCAUCCUUGCAUUUACGCUUAUUCAUACAUCGCAAAUUAUAUGUAUGGUUUCUCUAAAGCUUUGUGUUGUAGGUUCAGUUAAUAUUAAGAGCAGAUGUGACAUAGUUUUUUGGAAAAACUUGUUUGAAUGUACCCCGGUGUAGCCGGUUCGAGAUGUGCUGUGACUGCUGGUGGGAGCUAAAGCUAACGUGGGUGAACACGCCUGAUUUCUGGAGUAGUUUGUCUAAAUUGAGAUAUCGCAUUUUGACGGGUGAAGCCAAUUUUUAAUAUUUUGGACAGCUGGACGUAUGACGGCAGUUGAAACCUUGUUAAAUGCGUAGUUAGUGUGUGUCCGGCUCGUUUGUUGGCCGACUUUAAUGGGCCUUAGCGUCGCUUGGUGAUCCUAAUGUUAUUACUCGCAGUCGUGGCUACGAUAUUGGCCACGUCUUGCUAUGAUUUCACUGUAAUGCCUUGUCAGUUUUCUCACUUAGGGUUAUGUUUACAUACCCACUGAGCUACAUGUGAAUUGACUGUAUGGCUUCCUAGUAGUUUGGGUUUUGGAUGAGGUGAAUUUGUUAGGCAAGGGAUGCUAAUCCCAGGCAUGAUGGCAGACUACCUGACAUAUUAAAUGUCUCUCCAAAACUCAUAAUUGUAAAGUUAAACUCUGAAUUGAAGGAGCAGUUGUAGCUUUAACUCAUGUCACACUUAGGGAAGCAUGUGUUUUUCUUGUUUAGUCUCUUCCUGAUUUAAUCAUGUUUCUCUUUCAACAGCCUAAGGGAAAGAAGGCUAAGGGGAAGAAGGUGGCACCUGCCCCUUCAGUGGCCAAGAAACAUGAGGCCAAGAAAGUCGUCAACCCCCUGUUUGAGAAGAGGCCAAAGAACUUUGGCAUCGGUAAGUAGCCCUGAGCGUGAUUUUAGUAGUAUUGGGAGUGAAAUGGGUGCAGAUGAUGUAACCGAAUAUUUGCUAUCUUAACAUCACUGAUGACAAUUUCCCACCAAGAUCGCUGAUGCCCUGUAGUUUGGCAAAAAGCAGUUUUUUCCCAGUUUAAUUCGGUCCACUAAUAUGUAUAUUACGUCCUUUAACCACAGGCCAGGAUAUUCAGCCCAAGCGUGAUUUGACACGCUUUGUCAAAUGGCCUCGCUACAUCCGCCUGCAGAGGCAGCGCUCCAUCCUCUACAAGCGUCUGAAGGUUCCCCCUGCAAUCAACCAGUUCACCCAGGCUCUGGACCGCCAGACUGGUACGUUUCCAAAGGCCUUUUAGUUCUGGAUAUAAAGCAUCUCAUAAUUAUCAUGCUUUUUGCAAAUGAUGUGAAUGCCUUUCUGCUCACUGAGUGACAGUGCUGACACUUCCACCAAGAUCACUGAUGCAGUUACAUCUCCCAAUGCGUGAAGCAAGCUGUGCAUGUGGCCGCUCUUUGACACUUAGGGUAAUUACUGCAAUGUGUUUGUUUUGUCUUAAUCAGCCACACAGCUGUUCAAGCUGGCCCACAAAUACAGGCCAGAGACCAAGCAGGAGAAGAAGCAGAGGCUGCUGGCCCGUGCCGAGCAGAAGGCCGCUGGAAAGGGAGACACCCCAACCAAGAGGCCCCCUGUCCUCCGUGCAGGUGAGCGAUUUAAGAUCUGAAAGCUGUGAGAAGAGAUUAUUUGUUUUGAAGUGAAAGAUGUUAUUUGCUCAUCUAACUUGGCCUACCUGCAGUGAUGACUUGAAUUUCUUCACCUGAAGCACCUUGAUGCUUAUUGAGCUUUUUAACCCUGAGCAUUGGCCAAAACUGAUGACAGAAUCUUGAAGCAGGAUGCUAAGAAACGAGUUUAAUGUAGUUUCUCUUCUCUUAAGGUGUGAACACUGUCACCUCUCUGGUGGAGAGCAAGAAGGCCCAGCUGGUCAUCAUUGCCCACGAUGUGGAUCCCAUUGAGGUGAGUUUGACCUUUUGUCCAAACCCCCAGUAGCACAAGUUUUUUUCCUCCUCAAAGUGGUCGCUGGCAAUGAUGUUUGAAUUUCUUCACCUGAAUCCUUUUGUGUGGAUCAAAACACGAGCUUUUUAACCCUGAGCAGAGACCAACUAAGAAAUACCGUUUUCCCACAUUUUUGGUUCCAAGUGUUCAGUUUUGGAUUAUGUCUAAAUUUUAUUUCUUUCUCUUUUCUGUUUUGCUGCUUCUCCAGCUCGUCGUGUUCCUGCCAGCUCUGUGCCGCAAGAUGGGUGUCCCAUACUGCAUCGUCAAGGGCAAGGCUAGACUGGGCAGACUGGUGCACAGAAAGACAUGCACUUCAGUCGCCUUCACACAGACCAACCCGUGAGUAUUCACACAACUGGUCUAGAUGUAAGAGCAGCUUUACUGGCCAGAAUGAAUUCAGGAAACUUGUUGGCAAAGUGAUUAUCCUUCAUUCCAGCAUACAUGUCAAAAUCCUGUUCUGGAGCAUUUAAUAGAACAGAUGUCUUAAUUUGUUAUCGACUUGUCAUCAGUUUCUCUCUUAUUGUUCUUCCCUAGUGAGGAUAAAGGUGCACUUGCCAAGCUUGUGGAAGCCAUCAAGACUAACUACAACGACAGAUAUGAGGAGGUAAGUGCGAGAGGGAACCUCUCUAUUGAGUAUAAAAAUGAAUGAAUAAUUUGCAUCAAAGAACAAGCUUUCAUCGAUUUGUAAAUGCUUUUAUCCUUGUUUUUUUUCCAGAUCCGUCGUCACUGGGGAGGUGGAAUCAUGGGUCCCAAAUCCACAGCUCGCAUCAGUAAGCUUGAGAAGGCAAAAGCCAAGGAACUGGCAACCAAGCUUGGUUAAAUUGUUUGGAAUAAAAAAUGUAUGUCCUAAUGGAGCGAGAGACGUGUUUUUAUUGUCAUACUAAAAUAUAUGAACCAAGUUUGAACUGUAGAUCAUUCAUUUACCACAGUCUAACUAGUAGCUACAGGAGUAUUGAUUGAACAUAGUCAAAUAGAAGCAGAAUUUAGUUUAACUUCCUGUUUUAAUCCCUCCUGGGGCUGUUGCUUUGCUGUGAUGCUGCACAUAAACUUCACAGAUCAAGUGUACUAAAAUUUCUGCCUAGACAGUCUGUGGUCUUGACAUGAUGUUACAAAAGUCAGAUUGAGAGCAAAACAAGAGAUUAACACUAGAUAUGCAAUCUUCUUAAAAUACUUAAACAUAGUUUGAAUAUACUUGAAGACUCCAAAAUUAGGCAACUGGACUGUGUAGAGUUGAGAAGACGUUUCGCCUUUUAUCCAAGAAGAUUCUAAAUGUCUUCUCAACUCUACACAGUCCAGUUGCCUGAUCUUGGAGUCUUCAAGAAAACCAUAACCUGGAUGAAUGAGAAUCUACAUGGACAGUUGGAAUAUACGAAUUCUUUCAGCUGCUAAGUUUUAGUGUACUGGAAAGCAAUCAGCAACAUAUUGAGCACAGAACAAUUCAAGAGCAGAAACAGUAUUAAUUUAUUCAUAUGUUUCUAGAGAAUCCACAGCUAUUUACACUUUUGUUUAUGCAGUAAACAAGAUUACAUUGUACAUUAAGAAUAGAAGUUGCUUGUGACAUCUCGGUUCGGUCACAUCAGACAAUUCUCUUGAUGAACUUUGCAAACCACAUGUAUGAGGUGGCUGCACACAAACCAUACCUAAGGAGGAAAAGAGAAGACUCAUUUAGAUAUCUUGAAAAAGUGAAUCACAGCAAAGUGUGACACUUAUAGAAAACAUCAUCCAAACCCACCAUGUUAUUAUGUACUGCAUGUGCUCAUUCCUCAGCGUGACUCUCGUCUGUCCACCUAUUGGUCCACCAGGAAUAGUGCUCCCUGCAUCAUGAGACACUCAGAUUAGAUUUAUUUCUACACAGUAAUAUCUGUAGGUGUAACAGAAGCUUUAACUGUAGAACAAUAAUCAUGACAUACUUUAUUUAAUCUAAUCUUCACUAAAAUGGAGAGAUAAUCAUGGACUAGAUAGAUGUGUAACCAUACUGAAGUCUGCAUCGAUGAAGAUGGGUUCAGCUCCUGUGACAGCAGACAUGGCCUCCAGGUCUCGGUAAUGCCAGCGGUUUCUCUCCACAUCGUUGUUUGGUACGAAAGGUUUACGUUGUUCUGUCAACCUGACGACCCCGACCACCUCCAUCUCACCCUCCACCUUCACAGAGGAAACAUCACAGUUUUUUAUAACCAACUUCAGACUGCAGAGUAAAAUGUAAGACUAAGAGGGGAAAACUUCAGGGGGUAGUUUGAGUUUUUUUUAAGACUAGGUUUUAUGAGGCCGUCACUUGUAACCACUGAAGAUCUUUCGGUCAAAAUGCCCUGAUGUGUCACAUGAUCUGAAAAACUAACCUGUCCCUUCAGCCUGGUCUCUGGCCUUAUCUUCUGUUUUGGGACGUAUCCUCUGUUCACCAGGAUUGUGAUGCUAGAGGUGAACGCAGCAGAAAUCAGUGAAAGUUGGUUACAAGAUGUAACACCAACCAGUAACUAUCCAGCAAUUAAAGGUUUAAAGGGAUAUUCCGGCGUAAAAUUAAUCUAGGGUCAAACACACCGUAACACAAAGUUAGACAACCCCCCCGAGAGAUUAAUGUGGCUGACUGCUUGCUUUUCUAGUUAUACCAACUUCAGCAUUGACCGCACAUUAGCAAUACACAGCAGUCAUAAACAAACCUCAACCAAAACGCCACUCUAUAGCCACAAAUAAUGCUCAGAACAGCUCCUAACUUCAUCAACAGUACAUAUAGGGUCCCAGCCAUAGUACUAGCCACCAAACAUCUUUUUAACUUUGCCUAAUUUCUUUAGCAAAGAGACUAAACACAACUUACCUACUCUCUUCCAGCAGCCGCUUGUUUGUAGCAAGACCUCGAGCCAGUCCAUUACAGACUAUAGCGGGGUGAUGCAGCUCAAGGAAGAACAUUUAUGAUAAUUUUUUCAUGGAAAUGCAAUCAGACCGAGAUGUUAAGGCAGAAGAACUACCGUGUCUGCAGUGCAAAAUGAUUAAUAGGGUGAUUAUUACUACAAGGAAAUGAUAAAGAAAUGAUCAUUAAUGUUUUUGUUAACUCGGUGUUACGGUGUGUUUGACCCUAAAUUAAUUUUACACUGGAAUAUCCCUGUAAAUCAGCAAAGUGUACCCGAGGUCAGUGCAGUAGAAUGGCGUGAUGACAUUGGCGCCGGUCUCUCCACUUGAAGACAGCCUGCCAGCUUCUCUGGCCUCUUUCUCGGGGUCAACAGGAGACCGAGGCAGGAUGUACAGCUCCUGUGAGUGGUCGUAUUGUCCACGCACUCUGACCCUCCUGUACUCUAAGCUGUUCAGCUCAUGGGGACUAAGAAAAACAAACAUGUCAGCAUGUAGUUGGGAGAAAUGGGUAAAGCAUUUUUGUGGAGGUCAAAAGCAUGUGCUACCUUAAAUCACGAGGGCAGAGGUUUUUAUUAAUUCAUCUGAGUCUACCUCUUUUGAAUAAAUGCAUGUUUGAAACUAAAAA
This is a messenger RNA of Xyrichtys novacula (pearly razorfish), 9415 nucleotides long. The record is from the annotation of a GenBank genome assembly. NCBI's taxonomy places the organism in Eukaryota, Metazoa, Chordata, Actinopteri, Labriformes, Labridae.